Messenger RNA from Drosophila nasuta, 1190 nucleotides. RefSeq lists its product as uncharacterized. Lineage: Eukaryota; Metazoa; Arthropoda; Insecta; Diptera; Drosophilidae. The record is from RefSeq and is a predicted model, not a curated record. The coding region runs from base 102 to 1175 and encodes 357 amino acids. The transcript has a single exon.
CCGCCACCGCUGUUAUCGCACGAACGUAAACAAACGGCAACGAUCGCAAAAUGCUUUGCAUUUCAAAUUAAUAAACAAAGGAAAACUACUACUAUGCAGUGAUGGAGGCGUAUAUACGCAACGAGCUGAGUGUCAGCAGCGAUCUGACACUCGAUGAAGCAGCCACACAUUCCGUGAAGCUGCUGCAAUGGCUGCUCGAUGUCGAGGAACAAAUGCAGGAGACGCAACUGGAACUUUGUUAUGCGGACAUCGAGUGCAUGUUCAAGGCGAUGUUAUAUCUCUUCGAGUGUCAUACGCGUCAUGGCGACGAGCUAGUCGAUGCUGUGCUCCAGCAAUGCAACAAUUCUGCGCCAGCGCGAACUUUCUAUGCCAACAGCGAAAUGGAUCGAGCGCAGUGCAUUCAAGCGUUGUGUGUGCGCAUUGUGAACGGAACCCGCGAGGGCCACAAGUGGGCACCCAUAUUGCAUCACAUGCACAAAGCGUACGCCGAUGUGCAGCCCGGCUGGAGCAGCAUCAAAGAACUCAACUGGCCACUGGCGUUAGAGGAAAGCAAUAAACGGAAUCAAACACUCGAUGUGGCCAACAUGGACCUCAAUAUGGAUGCGUUGCGUAUGCGUGCAUUGGUGCGACGCAUCUUUCGGCUGCCCAGCGUCCAACAGAUGCAGACGGCCCUGGAGCGUGGCAUGCAACAAUUGGACACAGAACUGUGGCUGCAACUUUUUCGCGAGCCCAAACAGAGCAUUGUCUACACACGUUGUCGUCUGUUGCGUCAGCUCAUCUGUGAUCUGCUAGCCGAGGGUGUGACAAAUGCCAAUCCAGCCACUGCCACCUUUAUGCACAACAUUUACAGCUUUGUCGCCGAGGGCAAUACGACGAAUGUGGCACGUUUGUUGCGCUCCUUGAUGCAUGUGCGUUUUGCCAGCGGACUGAGCAGCUAUCUUCUUGCCUAUUGGACGCAACAGUUGCCGUAUUUACAGCUGGACGAUGACAUGCAGCUGGCGGAAGAGGCACCUGUGUUGCCUGCUGUGCCGCUCGAGGAGAUGCUUUAUUUAACACAUCUACUGCUCUCACCCAAAUCUCCGUGUCGCGCUCAAUUUUAUGGUGCGCUACGUUCAUUGCCAAUGCUGCAACGCCUGCGCGACCUGCUCAAUAAAGUUGCUUAUGUUUAUAGUUAAGACUCAUUUGUGAAU